CAUCUUGAUUCCUGCCGUGGCCACGCCAGAGGGGCGUGCCUGGCUGGGGUGUCACUGACUGGGCGGAGGUAGUUCGGGUUGUCGCUUCAGGGCCUCCCUCCUCUGCUAACCGCGGCCCAGGCGAAGGUUUGUUGACAGGGAAUCUGUGGGCCGCCGGGUCAGCCAAAGAUGGUCGCUCCUCACGGGGAGCAAGGGUCGUAGGCGUCGGCGCGGCUGACAGGACGGAGUUGACUUCCCUGUCAGCGGCUCGUGGCAUCUUUAUAGGUCAUGGAAAACACCCAGGUUAUUGACUGGGAUGCUGAAGAGGAGGAGGAGACAGAAAUACCCAGUGGGUCCUUGGGGUAUAGCUUGGAGCCUAUAGGGCAGCUGCGUCUCUUCAGUAGUACUCAUGGACCAGAAAGAGAUUUCCCACUCUACCUUGGCAAGAAUGUAAUUGGCCGAAGCCCCGACUGCUCUGUGGCCCUGCCUUUUCCAUCCAUCUCUAAACAGCAUGCAGUAAUUGAAAUCUCAGCUUGCAACAAAGCCCCUAUCCUCCAGGAUUGUGGGAGCCUCAAUGGCACUCAACUGGUAAAGCCCCCAAAGGUCCUAACCCCUGGAGUGAGCCAUCGUCUGAAGGACCAGGAAUUAAUUCUGUUUGCAGACUUUCCCUGCCAGUACCGUCGCUUGGAUGUCCCUCCACCUUUGGUCUCUCGGGGACUUCUAACUAUAGAGAAGACCCCCAGAAUACAGGGAGGGUCCCAAACCUCCAGAGUUUUGUUGGCUGAGGAUUCGGAGGAGGAAGUAGAUUUUCCUUCUGGAAGGUAUGUGGCAAAUGGAUCAAGGAAUCCAACGUCUCCAUCAGCAACAGUAGUACCAGAAAGUGAUGAAGAGGGGUCUUCUCCAGCCCAAAGUGUCCGUGGGCCGUCUUUGCCCUUUGACUUGGGCAGUGACACAGAUGAAGAGCUAUGUCCACAGCCAGCAGUUGGGGAGUCCUCUUCAGUUGCCAGGGAUGGUGCUGCUGCAGAGGCCAAGCAGCUGGAAGCUAAUGGAGUGACAUCUGGUAUCCAGCUGGUACUGGCUCAGCCUGCUGAGCAAAAGCUCAGAGAUGCAAAAGUCAAGAGUGAGGCUGGCAAUGGAGCGGCUGUGGUUGGGAGGGGCUCCACUGUGGGUAAGGACAGCAACACGGAAAUGGGUGAAGAACACCAGCCUUCCGGCUUUGUGGACAGCGAUACAGACGUGGAAGAAGACAGGAUCCCUGUGACCCCCCCUGUAGUUCCGGGGAAGAAGCAAGUCCUGCUUGGAGUUGGUAAAAAGGACCCUGGAGCACCUGUCGUGACCCAUCUGCAGGACAGCCCAGCUGGUCGUGGCACAGGUGUGGAAGAAGGCAAGACUCCAGUGGCUGGCCCUCCAGAGAGAAACCACACGGCCAUGGUGAUCAGCAGCGACACAGAUGAGGAAGAUGGAGUCUCAGCAGCAGUCACCUUGGCCCAUCUGAAAGACAGGGGGAUGGCUCUGUGGAGCAGGGAGCCAGGCAUGGAAGAGGUCAAGUCCCAACCACAGGUCCUCGUAGAACGAAGCCAGAGUGCCUCUGGGAAAGACAGUGACACAGACGUGGAGGAGGAAAAGAGAGAAGUGGUCCCUGACAGCCCCAUGGACACAGAUGAGGCUCUUACUGUCCCACAUUCAGAGAGCCAAGCUCCCCAUAGAGCCAGUGAUGAUGUAGACCAGGGUGUGGAUAUGGGCUCCCCUGGUGGUCAGCUAGAGGGAAACCAGGCCUCCUCUGCCACAGUAGAAGACAGUAGUGCACAAGCAGGGAAGGAAGUCCUGCCUCCUGAGGAGGCCUGGGAAACAGCUGUGGAGGAAGGCUCAUCUUCAGCAGCGGCAGAUGUAAGACAAAGCAAGCAGCCAGGAGUAGAAGAUGCUGGGACAGAGUGGGCUGCAACUGUUUGUGAGCAGGCGAGCAUGCUUGAGGUGGGGGUCCAAGGCAGGUCACCUGCUACACUGGUAGAGCCAGUGGUGGUGCCUACAGCUACUCUGGGGGAUCCCACUCAGCCACAGAGAGAGGGAGCCCAGACCCCCACAGGAAAGGAGAGAGGAGUACAAAUGGGCAGGACCAAGAAUGCCAAAGACUGCCGUGAUGCAGAGUCUGAAGAUGUGUGCCUUCCGGCUACCCAGUGCUUUGUAGACAGGGAGGGCCAGAGCUCAGAAGCUGUCCAGAGUUUGGAAGAUGAGCCUACGCAAGUCUUUCCAUGCACUCUUCCCCAAGAGCCUGGGCCUUCCCACCUCAGCCUGCAGACGCCAGGUCCAGGUGCCCAGGAUGUGCCUUGGGAAGUCUUAGCUACACAGCCGUUUUGUCUGAGAGAAGCUGAGGCCUCUGAACUGCAGCUCAUGGACACCCACCCUGCAGCUCAUGAAUCCCACCCAUCUGUGUCUAGUGCAUCAGCAGGACAGCAGCAUCUGGUUCACACAGAGCCGCUGGGAAUUGAAGGCGGAGAGAUGCAAACUGUGGAGAAAGCCAUGGGCCAAUUGAGUUGCAAGAUGGCAUCUGCUGGAGAGGACUCAAGGGGUGAUCCAGAACCCUCGGCCCAUCGCCUGCUUUCUCCAGUUCCUGAAGCUUCUUCUCCACCUCAGAGUCUGCUCACCUCUCAGAGCCAAAAGCCGUCUACACCCCAGUCUCUGUUACUUACCUCUCCCCCUUCUGAGCUACACCUUCCUGAAACUCCUCACACCAAGCCUAAUGUCAGGCCUCGGCGGUCCUCCAGGAUGACCUCCUCCCCACACUCCUCUGCUGCCCUUAAGCCCUAUACUACCUGCCCCACAAACCUGCCUGCUGCCCCUAGACCAACAUCUCGGGCUACUCGGGGCAGGGGCAGGGCAAAUAGGUCCUCUACCAGGACCCCGGAACCAGUUGUCCCUACAGACUCUGAGCUUCAACCUCCCACCUCCACAGAACAGUCUGUCAUCCCCAAACCCACAUCUCCAGUCACUCAGGGCAGCAUAAAUGGUUCCUUUGUUAAAACGCCUGAACCAGUUGUUCUCACAGGUCCCAAAAUCCAGCCUCCCACCUCCACAGAACAGCCUGUUACCCCAAACCCCACACCUCAGGCCACUCGGGGCAGGCCACAUAGGUCUUCCAUCCAGACCCCAGAACCACUUACUCCCACUGGUCCUGACCUCCAGCCUCCCACCUCCACAGAACAGCCUGUCAUACCUAAACCCACAUCUCGGGCUGCUCGGGGCAGGUCACGUAAGUCUUCUACCAGGACCCCAGAACCAGCUGUCCCCACUGGUCCUGACCUCCAGCCUCCCACCUCCACAGAACAGCCUGUCACACCUAAACCCACAUCUCGGGCCACUCGGGGCAGGUCACGUAAGUCUGUCAGAACCCCAGAACCAGCUGUCCCCACUGGUCCUGACCUCCAGCUUCCCACCUCCACAGCUCUGGGCACUUUGGGAAGGGCAUGUAAGUCCUCCAUUGAGGAUUCUGAAUCAGUUGGACCAGUAGCCUCUGAUUUUGAACCUCCCAUCUCCACAGACCUUGUUGCCCCUGAGGUGACAGGUCAGAGCAUAACACUAAAGUCUUCACCACUAAGUGCUUCUCCAGUUUCUGCCACCUCUGAACUCCAGCCACCUGUCCCCACAGCCCAGCCUGUUCUCCUGGAGCCCAUUCCUCAAGCCAACCACCGAAGGCGGCGGAAGGCUGCUGGGAAACGGGGCUCCCACACAGUUCCCAUUGGCCAAAAGCCUUACUCUGCACCCUCUGAACCUGGUUCCCAAUCUUCAAUCAAUCAAGGCUUGGCAUUGGAAGCCGCUGAGUCUAUUACUGUUGCUCCUGAGCCUGCUGUUUCCCAGGCUCCAGAGACCUCCACUCAGAAUCCCGUGGUGCAAAAUGAAGCAGCUGGGAGAUCAGGGCUCAUUCCCAAGCCCCAGCCUGAGGUUUCUCGAUCCCGCAAGAAGCCUUCUACUACCACAACCUCACCAAUUCAAAAACGUCCCCGAAGACAAAUACCCCAGAAGACAAUAGUCCCCAAGGAAGAAGAUCCUGAGGAAAUGCCAGUGAAGGAAGAGCCUCAGGAGAUAGCAAUUCCAACACCCGGCAAAAGAAAGAGGGACCGUGUAGAGGAUGAGACCCAGGGAAACCCAAGUCGGAGCCGGCGGGCUAAACCUAACCAAGAAGCAGCAGCCCCCAAGGUACUGUUCACAGGAGUUGUGGAUUCUCGGGGAGAGCGUGCAGUCCUGGCUCUGGGUGGCAGUCUAGCCAGCUCAGUAAAUGAGGCCUCCCACUUGGUCACUGAUCGCAUCCGAAGAACGGUCAAGUUCUUGUGUGCCCUGGGGAAGGGCAUCCCUAUCCUCUCCCUGAACUGGCUGUAUCAGUCCAGAAAGGCUGGUCACUUCCUGCCACCUGAUGACUACUUGGUGACUGACCCUGAACAAGAGAAGAACUUUAGCUUCAGCCUUCGGGACUCCCUGAGCCGGGCUCGGCAACAAAAACUGCUGGAGGGCUAUGAGAUUUACGUGACCCCUGGAGUGCAGCCACCCCCACCUCAGAUGGGCGAGAUCAUCAGCUGCUGUGGGGGCACCAACCUGCCCAGCAUGCCCCAGUCCUAUAAGCCUUACCGAGUUGUCAUAACUUGCACUGAAGACCUACCUCGCUGCGCUAUCCCAUCUCGACUGGGGCUGCCCCUCCUCUCUCCUGAGUUCCUCCUGACUGGAGUGCUAAAGCAGGAAGUCACACCAGAGGCCUUUGUCCUUUCAAAUUAGGAAAUGUUCUCCACCUAAAAAAAAAAUCUACCUCUACCCUCUCAGACCAGCAAACAUUCCUAGAAAAUAUUUGAAAAAAGGAACACACACAAUUAAGACUACACAAGGUGGUCCACACCUUUUAUCUCAGUCAGCACUUGGAAGGCAGAAGUAGGCAGAUUUUUAUGAAUUCCAGGCCAGCCAGGGCUACCUAGUGAAAUUCUGUCUCAAAAACCAAAAUAAAAAACAAAAAACCCUCAAGGUCUAAGAUGUAUUGUAUUGAUACAACUUCUUUGGGAAUGUGUAUAAGACCAAAGAGUUUUUGAAAAAGAAAAAGGAUUUUUUUCCCCCCUAAGAUAUCCAUUUUUAAAUUGGCCAACCCAAGCUGGGGUUGUGGUGGUGUGGCAGAGCACUUGUCAUCAGUGGUGAAGGCCCUGGUUCAGUCAGCAGCCUGCAGCCACAAUGGCUAAGCCGCUGUUGCAGUCCCAGCACCCUGCCUGGUUUUGGCCCCCUUCCUUGUCUUCCCGGGAUUCUUACCAGUUCCCAGGCAUACCUGACUGAGAAGAUGAGGGUGGCUCAUGGGAUGUUUUCUGGUCUGUGACUCCUGGAUAGAAAGGGCUUUUAGUUUUGCUGCACAUGGCCUGCUUUUCCAGUGUUUGCUGUUAGCUUUGGUCAUCUCUGUGGAGGGUCGGUUGCUCACUCAGCCUCCCUAAUGGUGAAUUUCUGGAGUGGCAUAAGACCGUUUUGAACUUGCAUUCAUUUAUCAGUAUCGAUUUAGAGUAAAUCGGUAAAUCGCAUUUGUUUUUAAAAGCUGGUCACUUUCUAGGGUGUGGAGAAAGUAGGACUCUUGGGUACUGCUCGUGUUUGGUUUGGCCUCUGCAGUCAACAGUUUGCAAGUUCCUUUGAAGAUAAGUAAAAAGCUGGUCAGGAGCAUUUCCCAUAGUCCCAGUAUGUAGACGCUGAAGCAGGAUGGCCAAAAGUCCCAGUUCAGAAUGGGUUACUGAGGAAAACCCUGUCUUAACAGAAACAGGGUUUUGUUUGUUUUGUGUUUUUCCGAGGUUAGUUUUCAUCAUCUCUAUGGUAGGUCAUCUGGCCUGCCUGAUAACCAUAUGACCCAGCAGAAUGGCUCUGCCCCCUGCACUUGGCCUCGAAUUCCAGCUGUGCAGGUAGGGGCAAGUGGGAUCAGAAGUUCAAGGUCAGCUUUGGCUACAUAGCAAAUUGGAGGCUAGCCUAAAGCUACAAGAGACUCAAAAAUGAAAAACAGGCACUUGAUGUUUUUUUUGGGGGGGGGAAGUAUGUUUUUUUUUUUUUAAUGCUUCCUAGGCAAUCACUUUGCCACUUAGCCUCAUUCCAGCCCCUUAUUACUUUUCAAGAUGGCCAAAUAUAGAAGUACUGUAGACGGCUGGGCAGUGGUGGCACACAACUGUAACCACAGCACUCAGGAGGCAGAGCAGGUGAAACUCUGAGUUCAAGACCAGCCUGGUCUACAGAGCUAAUUCCUGGACAGCCAGGACUACACAGAGAAACCCUGUCUCGAAAAGCCAACAGAAACCGUAGAUGUUUGUUCAGCAAGGAUGAAGAUAUAAAUGUGCUGUGUGCACAAAAAGGAAUGCUCAGACAUGAAGUAUUUGAGGGCGAGUGUCAAGAAGACCCUAAGUAAAAGGCCCAGACACAGAGGACACAUUUGAUUCCAUCUGCCUGAGAUAGAUCCAGAAUGGGUGAAUUCAUGAAGGUAAGAAUAGAUCAGUGUUGGGCUGGAAAUAUGGCUCUGAGGUUAAGAGCACUGACUGCUCUUCCAGAGGUCCUGAGUUCAAUUCCCAGCAACCACAUGGUGGCUCACAACCAUCUGUAAUGAGAUCUGGUGCCCUCUUCUGGUGUGCAGGCAUACAUGGGGGCAGAAUGUUGUAUACAUAAUAAACUCUUUAAAAAAAAAAAAAAACAGAUCAGUGCAUCCCAGACUCUGAGGACAGGGGUGCUGCUCAAGGAGUCUAGCGUUUCAUUGUGAGAAGUUGAGAGUAUUGGAGCCAGAAAGAAAGAGGUUGUACAUAGUGCAGAAUAUUAAAUGCUACUGUGCUAAAUGUCUCUUUUUUAUGUGAAUUUCAUUUCAAUAAAAAUAUAGUUGCUACUUUGUAUACUUUUCUGCAAUGCUUCCAGAACUACUCUGGUGUUGUAUAUGUCACCUAGUUGCCCUCUCCAGGUGAGGGCAUCAAAGUCGGCCUGUUCACACCCCUGCCGUAUGCUGUGCCUCUAUGGAUUUUACUUUUGAGGGUGUUGGGGAUUCAGCAAUGCUACUCAAAUAAAUACUUCACAUUAAACUGUA
Molecule: messenger RNA, 7039 nt
Organism: Cricetulus griseus (Chinese hamster)
Lineage: Eukaryota; Metazoa; Chordata; Mammalia; Rodentia; Cricetidae
Source: RefSeq, a predicted model, not a curated record